Molecule: messenger RNA, 135 nt
Organism: Funneliformis geosporum
Lineage: Eukaryota; Fungi; Glomeromycota; Glomeromycetes; Glomerales; Glomeraceae
Source: the annotation of a GenBank genome assembly
AAUCACAAUCUUUGGAAAGUAUAAUUAUUCCUGAAGAUAUGAAAAAAACUUUAAAUGAUGCUGAUUUUUUAGUUAAAGAUUCAACUAUUGAUGAUGAAAGGAUACUAAUGUUUACAACUUUUACUAACACUAAUU